This is a messenger RNA of Suillus subaureus, 480 nucleotides long. RefSeq lists its product as uncharacterized. The transcript has 4 exons. NCBI's taxonomy places the organism in Eukaryota, Fungi, Basidiomycota, Agaricomycetes, Boletales, Suillaceae. The record is from RefSeq and is a predicted model, not a curated record. The coding region runs from base 1 to 480 and encodes 159 amino acids.
AUGCACAAUAAUCAUGACAGCGUUGGCUCUCUCAGUGCAGAGGAUCAAUUAAUUUCCCUACGAGAGCAGAUUAAUGAAAUCAAAGAGCACAUCGACUUGCUCAUGAGGCAAAGCGCUAUCAUACGGGAACGAAGGUCCCUCCUUCAGCAUCAACAAGAUAUCACGCCGCUUGCGAUAACGGAGCAACUGGAUUUUACGUCCCUGGAGACCAGCUCUGUCAAUAUCCUUGACAUAAAGAAUACUCAGGAUUCCACUGUCUCAGGUCCAUCUUCGGCGUUGAAGGGCGCAGCUGACUUCCCAGCAUCUCGCCCCCGAUCAGAAUCAAUAGUGACUAUCCCUUCUGAUAACACCGUUGUCGUUCAACCACCCACACAAUCUAAAGGCAGCACGUCCAAGCCGCGCGCUAUACCUCGCAGGGAUGGGCAGACGCCUCUAGUAACAUAUUCUGAAGACCCCGGUUGGUUUGAUCUGAAUGAUUAA